Pristis pectinata (smalltooth sawfish) is the source of this 3321-nucleotide messenger RNA. RefSeq names its product ribosomal protein S6 kinase a, like (gene rps6kal). Lineage: Eukaryota; Metazoa; Chordata; Chondrichthyes; Rhinopristiformes; Pristidae. Gene Ontology annotation, molecular function: magnesium ion binding; ATP binding; ribosomal protein S6 kinase activity. The record is from RefSeq and is a predicted model, not a curated record. Gene Ontology annotation, biological process: protein phosphorylation. Bases 97 to 2313 code for a protein of 738 amino acids. The transcript is spliced from 22 exons.
GUGAGGGGCGGGCAGUGCCUGUACGAGGGGAGGGAGCAGCUCGCCUGUUUGGCCGCUGCACCAUGAGCGGCGGAUGCGCCUGGCGGCGGGAUUAGGAUGCCGUUUGUACAGCUGGAAAAUCCCUGGCAGAAAAUGGAAGUGUCAAGUGUGAGUGAGGUAAAUGGCCAUCAGGUGGUGGAUGAACCUAUGGUAGCAGAUGAAACCUAUUCACAAUGUGAUGAAGGAAGAUUCAAGGAGAUUGCAAUCACACACCAUGUGAAGGAAGGGUGUGAGAGGGCUGAUCCCACACAGUUUGAACUGUUGAAGGUCCUUGGUCAGGGAUCUUUUGGAAAGGUCUUUUUGGUUAGAAAAGCGGUUGGCCCUGAUGCUGGACAAUUGUAUGCAAUGAAAGUACUGAAGAAAGCUACUCUGAAAGUUCGAGAUCGUGUCCGCACAAAAAUGGAACGAGAUAUUCUAGUGGAAGUAAAUCAUCCAUUUAUAGUUAAAUUACACUAUGCCUUUCAGACUGAAGGGAAACUUUAUCUAAUCUUAGAUUUCCUCAGAGGAGGGGAUGUAUUUACACGCUUAUCCAAAGAGGUCAUGUUUACUGAGGAAGAUGUCAAGUUCUACCUCGCAGAAUUGGCCCUUGCUUUGGAUCACCUGCACAGCUUGGGAAUAGUGUACAGAGAUCUAAAGCCAGAAAACAUUUUACUUGAUGAAGGAGGACAUAUCAAGUUAACAGAUUUUGGGCUAAGUAAAGAAUCAGUUGACCAAGAAAAGAAGGCAUACUCAUUUUGUGGUACUGUGGAGUACAUGGCACCAGAAGUAGUAAACAGGCGAGGUCACACACAGAGUGCAGAUUGGUGGUCAUUUGGUGUGCUAAUGUUUGAGAUGCUGACUGGUACAUUACCAUUCCAAGGUAAAGAUCGGAAUGAAACAAUGAACAUGAUACUCAAAGCUAAAUUAGGAAUGCCUCAGUUUCUUAGCCCAGAAGCUCAAGGUCUUCUCAGAACAUUAUUCAAGCGAAAUCCUGGGAACCGACUAGGAGCUGGCCCUGAUGGAGUUGAAGAGAUCAAAAGGCAUCCAUUCUUUGCCACCAUUGACUGGAAUAAACUGGUCAGAAAAGAAAUUCAACCUCCAUUUAAACCUGCUUCUGGUAAGCCAGAAGACACUUUCUGCUUUGAUCCAGAAUUUACAGCUAAAACACCAAAAGAUUCACCUGGUAUUCCACCAAGUGCUAAUGCACAUCAGCUGUUCAGAGGGUUUAGUUUUGUGGCAACCAAUUCAGUGGAAGUAGGGCAAAGUGCCCCUCUCACAGUAGUGCAACCUAUAGUACAGCUGCAUGGCAACAGCAUUCAGUUUAAUGAUGGAUACGAGCUAAAAGAAGAUAUUGGGGUUGGCUCUUACUCAAUCUGCAAGCGCUGCAUACAUAGAGUUACCAACAUGGAGUUUGCUGUCAAGAUAAUUGAUAAGAGCAAACGAGAUCCUUCCGAGGAGAUUGAAAUACUAAUGCGCUAUGGACAGCAUCCAAACAUCAUUACUUUGAAAGAUGUAUAUGAUGAUGGCCGAUAUGUUUACCUUGUCACUGAACUAUUGAAAGGAGGUGAGCUACUCGAUAGGCUCCUUCGCCAGAAAUUCUUUUCAGAACGAGAAGCCAGUGCUGUGCUCUUCACAAUAACAAAAACUGUGGACUACCUUCACUGCCAAGGGGUUGUGCAUAGGGAUUUAAAGCCAAGUAACAUUCUGUACAUGGAUGAAUCUGGUGAUCCUGAAUCCAUUCGAAUAUGUGACUUUGGGUUUGCUAAACAACUGCGUGGUGAGAAUGGCUUGCUUAUGACUCCGUGUUACACAGCCAACUUUGUGGCUCCUGAGGUUCUUAUGCGAGGGGGUUAUGAUGCUGCAUGUGAUAUUUGGAGCCUUGGAGUCCUCCUAUACACCAUGCUGGCUGGUUAUACUCCUUUUGCCAAUGGACCAAAUGAUACUGCAGAAGAAAUUUUAUUACGAAUAGGAAGUGGUAAAUUCUCACUGAGUGGAGGCAACUGGGAUACAGUUUCAGAUGCAGCUAAGGAUUUACUGUCCAAUAUGCUUCACGUUGAUCCCCAUCAAAGAUUCACUGCUGAGCAGGUGCUCAAACAUCCUUGGAUUGCUUGCCGGGAUCAACUACCACACUUCCAAUUAAAUCGGCAGGAUGCUCCUCAUCUAGUAAAAGGAGCCAUGGCUGCUACAUAUUCCGCCCUCAAUCAGAAGACCCUUCGUCCAGUGUUGGAACCAGUUGCAGCUUCAAGUUUAGCCCAGCGCAGAGUUAUGAAAAAACUUACCUCAACGGACUUAUGAAUUAUGUAGGAACCAAUAUAGUAUGGCUUUUUCAAUUGACUUGAAUGGCAGCAAGCUCCUGGAGGAUGCACAAACCUAGAGUUUUUGCUUUUCCUUUUGUUUUUACAUUGAGGAUUGGGAGAUUGGAUACCAAAUCAGGACAUGAAAGAUUGGGUUGACCAGAAGAUGCAAUGAUAGGAUUACAUCAAUUACAAAAGAGUUAUGGAGUAUAAUUCAUCACACUCAUAUCAGACGGGUUUGCAUCAUGAAAGUUGAAUCUUAACAUUGCAGUUUUGAAAAGGGCAUAAAAAGUUUAAUCAGGAUAGCAACGAGAUCAGCAGAGUAAGAAAGUGGGUCGCUGGUGGCCUAUAUUCAGAGCUAUUUUGCUUUUGUGAUCUUGUUCUAAGAUAUUGUUUAAUUAAACUUUCUAUUUUAUUUAUUUACUUUCAUUUUCAAGAAAUACAGUGUUUUCAGAUAAAGUUUUAUUUUGAGGUCAAUUUAUAUAUUGUCAUUAAAAUGUCAUAUUGCACAACACUAUUCUGGAUUGCAUUAAGUUGUCCAACGGCCUUAAAAUUAUUCCUUAACAAAUGUUCUUUAUUUAGUUUUCCAUUUUCUCUGAAAUUGUAAAUAUGUAAAGACUUUCCAAGAUGUACACUUGUUAAUAGUUUACCUUUGUUGUUGAAAUAUUAUAAUGAAAUCUUGAAAAUGUUUAGGGAGCACACAUUCAUCGAACCAAGGCAUUAGAUCCUCAAAGUAAUUUCUAAAUGGUCAAAUGGAAACCAGCAUUUUAGUGUCAAUGUACUUUAUCUUCAUAAGCCCCACAAUAAUUUAAUUCUUCUGUUUUGUGUGUUUUAUGAAGUUGAAGGUAAUUGAUAUGGUGAACUGAAGCUGUAAUAUUUCUUCUCCCAGACUUAGCCACAUGCAUAUUUUCAGGAUUAUCUAAAGACGCUCUCUUGUGUAUUUGACUGGAUUUGAAUUUCAGCUCUAGCAAAAUGGGAAACUACAAUAAAGAUGCAACAUUUUAAUUGU